UUGAAACGGAAGUAUUAUAUCAGUACCCGACGUACACAAACAUUCCAGCUACACGUGGAUGGUGGGGCUGAUCCUCUUCCUGUCAUUCCUCCAUGUGUGUUUCCCCUUAGUGCCUGGCAUGGCUGAAGAGGGUUUCACCCCUGCCCGGCACUUACGGAGCCCCAUGCUGAGGGCUGUGUACAACAGACUCCAAGAGGACCAAAGACAUCAGAAUGACCAGCACGAAUAUUGGUAUGCUAUCAACACUACAGAGUUACCUGAAGAUUUGUGUAAAAAGGCGAUACAGUUCUACCAAGAUGAAGACACCAGCAAUUUUCUUGACAACUGUUACGAGAAAGCUGAUUGGAUAUUUACUCAAAUAAGCCACUCCCUCUCCAAGUCCCUACUCAGCUGGUUCAUGACAGGAACCUCGGUAAAUGGGUUGUUACAGCGAGGCUCAAUGUUUGUCUUCUCCGAUUCCCAGCUUCAGCAGCUCCUACAGAUUGACGAUUCGUACCGAGGCCGCAGUAUGAUAGACCUAGGGGCAGGCGAUGGUCUGGUGACAGACAAAAUGGCCAAGUAUUUCGAGACAGUAUAUGCAACAGAAGUAUCAACACCUAUGAGGUGGCGCCUUCAGAACAAGGGUUACACAGUACUUGAGAUUGACCAAUGGGGAGAUGGCAGUAUGAAGUAUGAUUUGAUUGGCUGUCUCAACUUAUUAGACAGAUGUGAUAAGCCUAUUACAAUCCUCCACACAAUCAGAAAGUCACUCACCCCAUCUGGGCGAGCCAUUGUAGCAGUGGUACUUCCCUUCCGUCCUUAUGUAGAACAGGGUACAACUGACCACAAACCUACAGAAAAUAUAAUGAUACAAGGAAAGACCUUUGAAGACCAGUGUAAAAGCUUCGUAGAGAGUGUGUUUGAGCCUGCUGGGUUUGAGGUGGAGAAGUUCUCCAGACUUCCCUAUUUGUGUGAAGGAGACAUGCACCAGUCAUUUUACAUGCUACAAGACGCUGUGUUUGUUCUCAAGCUCAAAGAGGAGGGAUGAUCAUUUAUAUAUAAGCUUAUGUUAUUUUAAACCUCAGUUGUUUCAUUGACGAUGCCAGAAAAGUGUUAAGCUUUUAAGAUCUGAUUUGACAGUAUCUAUUGAAUGGUUGUGACAAAUGCUCUAUUAGGCCUAGCUCAGACUGUGUCAAGAAUCAUAAGCCUAUAGACACAAGAAGUGAGAAUGUUUGAAAUUGAUGUAUUUUUCAACAUUGCUAGCAAAUAUUCCAAUCUUUUUGUGAUAUUUAUCUGGAAGUGAUCCCAGAAUUGUUUUCAAUCCUUAUAAUUGAGAAAAUAUCGUCCGUAAAUAUUGGUAUGGUGAAGUAUCGAAUGAAACGAGGACAUUAUAUUGAAGUGUUGAGUGUAUUAAUAAUUUCACAAAUAGCCUGAAUUUUAAUUGCAAAAUACUAACUGACAGGAACUUAAUGUGAAAAAAAGUAUAUUUAAUAUUGUGUAAAUGAUUUAGUUGUAUGCAAGGGGUAAGAGGUAAUUAAAUUAACUGUAUGGGUUUUUGGAAUGUCCAGAUUUCAGCAUCCUCGAUAUCCAGUGGUAAUGCUGACAUUCGCUCUCUUAACCCCUGAAAAUUGAAGGCACAAAGAUAGCUGUUUAAUUGGUCUCGGGUAAAAAAAAAAAGAGGACCAAUCGAUAGGCUGAUACCUGUCCUUUGAAGAUUACAAAGGAGAGAUGCCCGACUUCAAAGCCUGUCAAUGUUUACGGUUACGUGACUGCGAGAUUGUUUUGAUGUAUAUCAAAGGAUCGAACUAGACUUCU
Mizuhopecten yessoensis (Yesso scallop) is the source of this 1794-nucleotide messenger RNA. Its product is annotated as methyltransferase-like protein 9. The record is from RefSeq and is a predicted model, not a curated record. The transcript has 6 exons. Gene Ontology annotation, molecular function: protein-L-histidine N-pros-methyltransferase activity. NCBI's taxonomy places the organism in Eukaryota, Metazoa, Mollusca, Bivalvia, Pectinida, Pectinidae. Bases 59 to 1027 code for a protein of 322 amino acids.